Molecule: messenger RNA, 3833 nt
Organism: Nannospalax galili (Upper Galilee mountains blind mole rat)
Lineage: Eukaryota; Metazoa; Chordata; Mammalia; Rodentia; Spalacidae
Gene: Grm4
Product: glutamate metabotropic receptor 4
Exons: 12
Coding region: 391-3285 (964 amino acids)
Biological process (GO): G protein-coupled glutamate receptor signaling pathway; regulation of synaptic transmission, glutamatergic
Cellular component (GO): membrane
Molecular function (GO): adenylate cyclase inhibiting G protein-coupled glutamate receptor activity
Source: RefSeq, a predicted model, not a curated record
GGCCGGCCACCGCCUCCCUGCGCUCCCGGGGAGCAGCCGACCCCUCGCUGCUGCGUCCACCUCCUGGCGCGUGGUUGGUAGGAGAAGAUCGGAGCUGUUUUCUUUUUCUUUGAUGCUAAGAUACGCCAGGCCAGGAGCACGCUUCCCUUUCCAAAGCCAGAUACAGCAAUCCGUGGUGGGAACGAGGAUCCAAACCCUCCUGCAGCCCAGGCCACUGGCUGUGGUCUGUGGUCUUGGCCUGUGUGGGCCUCUGAGUACCAUCAAAGUGUCCAGGAACAGGGGGGAGUUGUGGCAUGGGCCACCCCACUGGCCAUCCUCGGUCACCCUGUUGCUGAAGCUGUCCUACUUAUGUGUGCCCAGGCCAUGGGGCCCAGAGCCUGCCAGGGCUGAAUGCAGCCUGUUGUUCAUGGGUCUCUAGGCCUUUCCAAGAUGCCUGGGAAGCGAGGCCGGGGCUGGUGGUGGGCCCGACUGCCCCUCUGCCUGAUCCUCAGCCUUUAUGGCCCCUGGGUGCCUUCAUCCCUGGGGAAGCCCAAGGGUCACCCCCACAUGAAUUCCAUCCGAAUUGAUGGGGACAUCACGCUGGGAGGCCUGUUCCCUGUGCACGGCCGGGGCUCUGAGGGCAAGGCCUGCGGGGAGCUGAAGAAGGAGAAGGGCAUUCAUCGGCUGGAGGCCAUGCUGUUCGCUCUGGACCGCAUCAACAAUGAUCCGGACCUGCUGCCCAACAUCACGCUGGGCGCCCGCAUUCUGGACACCUGCUCCAGGGACACCCAUGCCCUGGAGCAGUCCCUGACCUUUGUGCAGGCGCUCAUCGAGAAGGACGGCACAGAGGUCCGCUGCGGCAGUGGUGGCCCACCCAUCAUCACCAAGCCGGAACGUGUGGUGGGUGUUAUUGGAGCUUCUGGGAGCUCUGUCUCCAUUAUGGUUGCCAACAUCCUCCGCCUCUUCAAGAUCCCCCAGAUCAGCUACGCCUCCACAGCCCCUGACCUGAGCGACAACAGCCGUUAUGACUUCUUCUCCCGCGUGGUGCCCUCAGACACAUACCAGGCCCAGGCUAUGGUGGACAUCGUCCGUGCCCUCAAGUGGAACUAUGUGUCCACGCUGGCCUCGGAGGGCAGCUAUGGCGAGAGUGGAGUGGAGGCUUUCAUCCAGAAAUCACGAGAGGAUGGAGGCGUGUGCAUUGCCCAAUCAGUGAAGAUUCCUCGGGAGCCCAAGACUGGCGAGUUUGACAAGAUCAUCAAACGCCUAUUAGAGACAUCCAAUGCCAGGGCUAUCAUCAUCUUUGCCAACGAGGAUGACAUCAGGCGGGUGCUGGAGGCCGCACGCAGGGCCAACCAGACAGGCCACUUCUUCUGGAUGGGUUCUGACAGCUGGGGCUCCAAGAGCGCCCCUGUCCUGCGCCUGGAGGAGGUGGCUGAGGGCGCUGUUACGAUACUCCCCAAGAGGAUGUCUGUGCGAGGUUUCGACCGCUACUUCUCCAGCCGGACGCUGGACAACAACCGGCGCAACAUCUGGUUUGCUGAGUUCUGGGAGGACAACUUCCACUGCAAGCUGAGCCGGCACGCACUCAAGAAGGGAAGCCACAUCAAGAAGUGCACCAACCGAGAGCGCAUCGGGCAGGACUCGGCCUAUGAGCAGGAGGGGAAGGUGCAGUUUGUGAUUGACGCUGUGUACGCCAUGGGCCAUGCACUGCAUGCCAUGCACCGAGACCUGUGUCCAGGCCGCGUGGGGCUGUGCCCCCGCAUGGACCCUGUUGAUGGCACCCAGCUGCUUAAGUACAUCCGAAACGUCAACUUCUCAGGUAUUGCAGGGAACCCUGUGACCUUCAAUGAGAAUGGGGAUGCACCUGGGCGUUAUGACAUCUACCAGUACCAGCUGCGAAAUGGCUCUGCUGAAUACAAGGUCAUUGGCUCCUGGACGGACCACCUGCACCUCAGAAUAGAGCGGAUGCAGUGGCCAGGGAGUGGGCAGCAGCUGCCCCGCUCCAUCUGCAGCCUGCCCUGCCAGCCAGGCGAGCGGAAGAAGACAGUGAAGGGCAUGGCUUGCUGCUGGCAUUGUGAGCCCUGCACAGGGUACCAGUACCAGGUAGACCGCUACACCUGUAAGACCUGCCCCUACGACAUGCGGCCCACAGAGAACCGCACCGGCUGCCGGCCCAUCCCCAUCAUCAAACUGGAGUGGGACUCGCCCUGGGCUGUGCUGCCCCUCUUCCUGGCUGUGGUGGGCAUCGCUGCCACACUGUUUGUGGUGGUCACUUUUGUGCGCUACAAUGACACGCCCAUUGUCAAGGCCUCAGGCCGAGAGCUGAGCUACGUGCUGCUGGCGGGCAUCUUCCUGUGCUAUGCUACCACCUUCCUCAUGAUUGCUGAGCCGGACCUGGGGACCUGCUCACUCCGUCGCAUCUUCCUGGGGCUGGGCAUGAGUAUCAGCUAUGCAGCCCUGCUCACCAAGACCAACCGCAUCUACCGCAUCUUCGAACAGGGCAAGCGGUCUGUCAGCGCCCCACGCUUCAUCAGCCCGGCCUCACAGCUGGCCAUCACUUUCAGUCUCAUCUCCCUGCAGCUGCUCGGCAUCUGCGUGUGGUUUGUGGUGGACCCCUCCCACUCGGUGGUGGACUUCCAGGACCAGCGGACGCUCGACCCCCGCUUCGCUAGGGGCGUGCUCAAGUGUGACAUCUCGGACCUGUCCCUCAUCUGCCUGCUGGGCUACAGCAUGCUGCUCAUGGUCACGUGCACUGUGUACGCCAUCAAGACUCGAGGUGUGCCCGAGACCUUCAAUGAGGCCAAGCCCAUUGGCUUCACUAUGUAUACCACCUGCAUCGUCUGGCUUGCCUUCAUCCCCAUUUUCUUUGGCACCUCACAGUCGGCCGACAAGCUGUACAUCCAGACGACCACGCUGACGGUCUCGGUGAGUUUGAGCGCCUCAGUGUCCCUGGGAAUGCUCUACAUGCCCAAAGUCUACAUCAUCCUCUUCCACCCGGAGCAGAACGUGUCCAAGCGCAAGCGCAGUCUCAAAGCUGUGGUCACCGCUGCUACCAUGUCCAACAAGUUCACGCAGAAGGGCAACUUCCGGCCCAAUGGGGAGGCCAAGUCAGAGCUGUGUGAGAACCUUGAGGCCCCAGCAGGGCCAGAGAGAUGGAGACCCAGGACAUGGCCAGCCAGGGACAGCACUGGUCACCAAACAGACCUACGUCACCUAUACCAACCAUGCAAUCUAGCUGGGCUGCACAGCCAAGCAGGUGGAGCCAUGACCUCUGAGGAUGAUGCAUCGGGCUGGGGCCGUUCCUGAAGGCCCAGCUGACAUCCUGCCUGCCCGUGGGCACCCACGGAUAUGGCUUGGUGCUGAGGACAGUAGAGCCUCUGGCUGUCACCAAGCCAGGUGGGCCACAGGAGGAGGCUGAGGGGCCGGGGCAUCUCUGGGCCACCACACAGACCUUCCUUCUGGACCAGUGUCCCACCUGGUCCAAAACAUGGGGGCUCAUUCUUGGGAGCCCAGCGCUGGCUUCUCUCCCUCCCUCCUCCUGUCUGUCUGUCUGUCUUGUUGCCGGCCCCAGUCAGUCCCCACCUGUGUUUGCGUUCUGUCUUUCCCUUUGCAUGUGCUGUCUGUUUGGGUUCUCAAUUUCUAUAUUUUUAAUUUCUGUUCCUGCCGUCCCCCGUCCACCCUGGUCAUGCUUCCAGCUUCCAUCUGGAUGUCCCAGCCCCGCCCCAUUUUCCUUUCCUGUUCCCGUUGACUUUGUUUCUUCCAGCCUUUGCUCCGGCCCCCUCCCCACAACUCCAUCCACCAAAUCUUCCAUGUUGCAAAAGAGACAAAAAAAAAAAAAAAAAAAAAAAAAAAAA